Messenger RNA from Morchella importuna, 1482 nucleotides. RefSeq lists its product as uncharacterized. The transcript is spliced from 4 exons. Gene Ontology annotation, molecular function: pectate lyase activity. NCBI's taxonomy places the organism in Eukaryota, Fungi, Ascomycota, Pezizomycetes, Pezizales, Morchellaceae. Bases 1 to 1482 code for a protein of 493 amino acids. The record is from RefSeq and is a predicted model, not a curated record.
AUGGCACGCCUCCACCAUCUCCUCCUCCUCUCUGCGCUCCCCAGCGCCCUCAGCACCCUCACCCCCUACUCGGGCCCCCCACCGGCGCACCUCACCCGCACCCCCCUGGGGUUCGCGCAGCACAGCACGGGCGGCGGCCUCCCCCCCGCCGCCAACAGCUCCUACAUCGUCACCACCAUGCCCUCGCUGCGCGCCGCGCUGCAGCUCCCCUCGCCAAAGACCAUCUACGUGAACGGCACGCUCCACGGCAACACCAUCUUCGACAACGGCACCUCGGCCGACUGCCAGUGGUACAUUGACCACUCCGCGUCGCCCGCGUUCAACUUCACCAUGUACGUGCUGAGCCUGAACGAGACGUAUGUGGCGGCGGUGAAUGCGGCCGUUGCGGCGAACGGCACGUGGGAGGGCGGGAGUGCGAGCGAGUAUCGGGUGAGGCUGGGGAAGAUGAAUGGGUGGCGCGGGCAGGCGCAGAAUGCGCAGAAGGCGUGGGAGGCGGUGGAGGUGGCGGGGGGGACGAGUUUGGUGGGGUGGGGGGAGGGGGAGGUGGAGGAUGCGCUGGUGGGGGUGAAUGUGAAGCUGAGUAGUGUGGAUAAUGUGCAUGUAAGGAAUCUCCGUAUCGUGCCGCCGCAGGACUGUUUUCCGGCGCCAGAGACGUAUCCCGCGACAUGGAACGCAAGAUACGACGCAAUCUCGGCCGUCACGGCGACAAACAUCUGGCUCGACGGGCUGAUCCUCGAGGACGGGCCCGAGGACGUGCAGCCGCAGCCAUUCCUCGACGGAUGGCUCGUGGACAGGUUUGAUGGGCUGUUUGACGCCGAGGAUGGAUCGGAUAACAUCACCUUCUCGCACAACAUCGUACGCAACCACCACAAAUCGCUCCUCUUCGGCGGCGGCAACAAAGAGGCCGACCGCGACCUGGGCAAGAUGCGCUUCACAAUCUACGGCAACCACUUCAACAACAGCGACUCGCGCAACCCGCUGAUGCGCUUCGGCACCUUCCACAUUGUCAACAACCUCUUUGACUCGACCAACAACAAGGCGCCGCUGUUCCCGGCCUCGAACGCCACGGACGGCGCGGACGCCGACACGGACGUGCACCCGUUCCAGUACCACCUCGGCGUGUACAACCAGAGCAGCGUGCUGGUGAGCGGGAACGUGUUCCGCCAGGAGGGCAAGCAUGCGCAGGACACGAGCAGGGUGUUUACGUAUAGCGAUUUGACGCGCGCGGAUAUACCCGCGAGGCUGUGUGUGAGGCCGGAUGAGGGCGGGGUCGGGGACACGUUUAAUGGCGCGAGCGUGGAUCUGGAGGAGGUGUCGAGGGGGAUCUUUGAGUACCAGGUCGGGCUGGGGAAGGCGGUGGAGGGCGGGCUGGUGUGGGGGUGUGACGGCUUUGGGGAGACGGAGGUGGCGGGCGGGUUUGCGAGUGCGGAGGAGGUGGAGAGUUAUGUGUUGGCGGAGGCAGGGAAGACGGGGGGCGAUUGA